Acipenser ruthenus (sterlet) is the source of this 608-nucleotide messenger RNA. RefSeq names its product inositol 1,4,5-triphosphate receptor associated 2-like. Lineage: Eukaryota; Metazoa; Chordata; Actinopteri; Acipenseriformes; Acipenseridae. The transcript has 2 exons. Bases 113 to 466 code for a protein of 117 amino acids. Gene Ontology annotation, cellular component: endoplasmic reticulum membrane. The record is from RefSeq and is a predicted model, not a curated record.
AAAGGGAGAUAGAAAGGUUUUCCAACAUUUUCAAACGUAGUCAGCGUUUUCCAGCAGUGAAAGUAAUAAUUUUGAUAUUUUAGAGUCGUCUUAGCUCAAAUUAAUAAAAAGGAUGAAAAAACAUAUACUAAUGUCUUCAGAAGCUGUAGGGAAUCAGAGGCGCCACAACCCAGUGGACAGCAUCUGCAGAAAGAUCCAAACGAUUCAACGGAGGGACCAAGAGAUCAACCCCACACUGCAGAUCCCGAAAUUCCAGUCCCGGAACUAUGACAGCCCCCAGAGUAACCUGAAAAAGAACCUGGAGGGGAUGCUAAAAAACAGGACUGUUAAGAAUGAGAAGGACCUACUGUCCUUUAGAAGCCCAGCAGGCGAGAGCUUGGUCUUCCAGGCCAUCCCAGGCAGCUCUCCUUGCAAACAAUUGUCUUCAGUUGCUCCAACUCCCAGCAACGCCACCUACACAAUCUAGCCUGACUGCAGAAAAGAACAGUAAGCCCUGGCCUCCUCGGUCUUGUUCACAGAGCUGCUCAACACCUUCCACCCAAACCGGGGAGAAAUAUUUUGAUUUUGCGCAGUAUUCUGCAUAUAGCAACACUGAGUACAGAUUUUGU